Drosophila navojoa is the source of this 1384-nucleotide messenger RNA. RefSeq lists its product as uncharacterized. The record is from RefSeq and is a predicted model, not a curated record. Lineage: Eukaryota; Metazoa; Arthropoda; Insecta; Diptera; Drosophilidae.
AAAGCACAUAUUAACAUACAUAAGUGAUUGUAGACGUCGACGGAGCAGAGAGAGAGAGAGAGCCAAGAUGCGUCGCUCCUCGUUCACGCCCGUGUUCAACCUGAGCACCCAAGAGCCGCUGAUAGUCGUCGAGGAGUCGCACGCCGUCGAGGACGGCGAGGAGCUGGAGGGCGCCGCCGGCGGCUGCGAUCCCAGCACCAGCAAGCGCAGCAACAGCGACGACUCGGAGCCGGACUCGCCGGUCAACCCGUACCUGCUGUGCCCCUUCCCCGACAUGCAGCAGCGGCGCAAGCAUUCGCUGCCAUCGCUGCAAAUAACUGAGGGCAUCACCGCCAGCCAGGUGCGCCGCCUGUCCGAGGUGGGCGGCGAAACGGGCGGCCUCAGCCCCAAGGAAGUCGAGUUUUUGGCCACGCUCUCGCAGAAGACCAACCCGACCGCGGGCGGACGCCGCCACUCCGUGGUCACCAUAUCGGCGGUGCCGCCAACGCUUUUCGGACGCAAUCGGCGCGAGUCCAUUUCCGCCGUCUCCUUCAGCGGAAGUCGUCGUGGCAGCGGCAUCGGCGGCAUCGGUGGCCCGCCGCUGACCGAUCAUCGCGGCAGCAUACACAACUUGCAGCUGGACAUCAUGGACGGCAUCGUGCAGCAGCGCAAGACGCGCAGCGGCAGCGGCGUCUGGACAGCACCCGUGCUCCAGGAGGCGGACAGCAACGUGCCCGUUCAGACAUAAGCGGCGCAAGCGCUCGAACCUCAGUGCGAAACGAAUUCACGAGCAACUGGACGAUUGGCAUGAGCGCAGGCUAUUUAACAAUUCAGUUUUAUCGACGCCUCACACACACACACACACACACACACACUAAUACAGACACUCAACCAACCCCCCUCCAAAAAAACAACACAUCCAGAGCUACUCGCUCUCGUUCCCUCCAUUUGUAUCUGUCAGCAAAGUGCAAAAAAUUCAAUUUUUUGUAGUUGUUGUUUUUGUUUUUGGUUUUUUUUUUUUUUUUGCUGCGACAACGCAUAGAAAAAUCAACAAACAAACCGCAAUUGUCAAAAUGAAAAUGAAAAUGAAAAUGGCAGCCGCAUCACGUAAACGUUGAAAAUGAAACUGCGGCAGGAAGCGAGAAUGACACAAACAGAGGCGGAAAGAAAGAGAGAGAGACAGAGACAGAGACAGGGACAGAGAGAAGGAGAAAGGGAGCCAAGGAGAGUAGGAUAAAAGGGCAGGGAGAGGUGGCGGUAGAGUGAGAGCAGAAUUUCGAAGGACAGAGCCAGAGGGAAAACAGCCAAAGCAAUGCAGUAACGACACAGCCCGACUAUUGGAUACCCCUUAAAUGACCAAUUGACAUCAAUUAUAUGUGCAUUUUAUCUAUAUUAGCAGUGAGUC